This is a messenger RNA of Callorhinchus milii (elephant shark), 1070 nucleotides long. RefSeq names its product transmembrane protein 45B (gene tmem45b). Bases 7 to 852 code for a protein of 281 amino acids. Lineage: Eukaryota; Metazoa; Chordata; Chondrichthyes; Chimaeriformes; Callorhinchidae. The record is from RefSeq and is a predicted model, not a curated record. The transcript has 5 exons.
CUGUCCAUGGCUAACUUCAAGGGACAUGCUCUGCCGGGCAGUUUCUUCCUGCUGUUCGGGCUCUGGUGGUCGGUGAAGUUUCCGCUCAAAUACCUGGGGAGGAAGACGAGGCCGGGAUGCCAUGCAUCCUCACGACCCUGUUACAGUCGGAUCGAGCUGGCCGAGGGCGUCGCCAAAGCCGUCUUCUCCCUGGUGGGAAUCCUGGCGGAGCAGUUUGUUCCUGACGGCCCACACCUGUGGCUGAUGUCGGGGGAGAAACACUCGUGGGUGAAGCUGAUGAACUGGCAGCACAGCACCAUGUACCUGUUCUUCGGCAUCUCCGGCCUCGUCGACAUCCUGAGCCAGACCGGCCCCCGCCUGCCCCUCGGGCUUGACCGCCUGGCGCUCUCCCUGGCCGUGUUCAUAGAAGGUUUCCUCUUUUAUUUCCACCUUCACAACCGGCCGCCGCUGGAUGUGCACAUCCACUCGCUGCUGCUGACGGCGGUGUUCGGUGGAGCCUUCACCAUCGGGCUGGAGGUUUUCCUGCGAGACCACAUUGUCCUCGAGAUGUUCAGGGCCAGCCUGGCCAUCCUGCAGGGAACCUGGUUCUGGCAGAUCGGGUUUGUCCUCUUCCCUUUCCGCGGGUGGCAGACGUGGGCCAGCGAUGACCACGGCAACAUGACCUUCAUCACAAUGUGUUUCUGUUGGCAUUACGCUGUGUCCCUCUUCAUCAUCGGGGUCAACUAUGCACUGGUCUGCCUGUGUGUGCACAUGAAGUCAAAGAAGGAUGGAGGGCUGGAGCUGGGGAACCUCAAGUCAUCGCGGGAGAAGAAUUCCCAGCUUUCUCUGCUGAACGGCUCUGACGAAGAGUGAAGUGGCUUCUUCCAAUCCGGACUUCCAACUGACACUCAGCCCGGCCCGGAUCAAUCACCGGCCCCCGAUCUCUCUGCCGUGAUCGAUCACCAGCCCCAGUCAUAAGGCCCUGAUCAGUAACCCCGACCCGAUCGAUCACCCGGUCCUUAUCAAUUCACAGGCCCCGAUUGAUUGCCCACCAUCUUUCUGUAUCUAAAUUAAAUAUUGUUUUCAUUGUU